Messenger RNA from Mustela erminea (ermine), 2940 nucleotides. It is a transcript of the gene PTPRR, whose product is annotated as protein tyrosine phosphatase receptor type R. The record is from RefSeq and is a predicted model, not a curated record. The coding region runs from base 16 to 2394 and encodes 792 amino acids. Gene Ontology annotation, molecular function: protein tyrosine phosphatase activity. Lineage: Eukaryota; Metazoa; Chordata; Mammalia; Carnivora; Mustelidae. The transcript is spliced from 14 exons. Gene Ontology annotation, biological process: protein dephosphorylation.
GGGCCAGCGCCGGGCAUGCUCAGUAGGCGCGGCGCGUCUGGCGGCUGGUGGCGCGGCGCUGGCCCCGCGCGGAGGGCUCCGGGACUGGCGCGGGAGUCCACCCCGCCUUCGCCGCCGCGGCUGCGGGCUUGCAGAAGGCCGAGCAGUAGCCGCCUCCGAGCGCCUCGCCCCUGCCCUGCUCCGCCCCCCUCCCAGCCACCGCCUCCUCCUCCUCCUCCUCCUCUUCCUCUCUCCAUCUCUUCGGGAGGCGAAGCCGGUGCUGGCUUCUGCCGGCGCCCAGCGCCACAGACCGCUCUGCCAACCCAGCCAGGACCCGAGAAUGAAACCCGGAGACCAGAAGACCCUCGGUGGUGGCUCUUUCUAGGCACACUUUGCCUGAAGUGGGGUCGCGGCGGAGUUCCUCCUCCACCGCUCCGUGCGAACACUAUGCGGACCGCGGUCGGCUUCCCCGCGCUGUGCCUGCUUCUGAAUCUUCACGCUGCAGGGUGCUUUUCCAGAAAUCAUGAUCAGUUCUUGGCAAUUCAUCAGAAGAAGAGUGGGAAGCCUGCAUUCAUUUAUCACCAUUCACAAGACAUUGAGAAGAGCCUGGAUAUAGCUCCACAAAAGAUAUAUAAGCAUAGCUACCAUUCCUCUUCCAAAGCACAAAUAAACAAACAGCAUCAAAUUGUUAAUUCAGCUUUUCCUAGACCUGCAUAUGACCCAUCUCUCAAUCUGCUGGCAGUGGCUGGUCAAGAUCUUGAAGUGGAAAACCUUCCAAUCCCUGCAGCAAAUGUAAUUGUGGUGACACUGCAAAUGGACGUAAGCAGGCUGAACAUAACCUUGCUUCGGAUAUUCCGCCAGGGAGUGGCCGCAGCUCUAGGAAUCUUACCCCAGCAAGUGCACAUCAACCGCCUCGUUGAAAAGAAGAACAGUGUUGAACUAUUUGUGUCUCCUGUAAACCGAAAAGGAGGGACUUCAGAUGCUUUGCCGUCUGAGGAAGUGCUGCGUUCACUUAAUAUAAAUGUUUUACAUCAAAGUUUAUCCCAAUUUGGAAUUAUAGGAGUCUCCCCUGAGAAAAAUGUUUUACAAGGGCAGCACGAAGCGGACAAAAUCUGGAGCAAAGAAGGAUUUUAUGCUGUUGUCAUUUUUCUCAGCAUCUUUGUUAUUAUAGUAACGUGUUUGAUGAUUCUUUACAGAUUAAAAGAAAGAUUUCAGCUCUCCUUGCGACACGAUAAGGAGAAAAACCAGGAGAUCCACCUGUCGCCCCUUGCGUUACAACCAGCGCAGUCUGAGGCAAAGACAGUCAACAGCAUGGUCCAGCCCGAGCAAGGCCCCAAGGUGCUGAGUGUGGUUGUGGACCCGCAAAGCCGAUACUCUCCUGAGAUCAAGGCUACCACCUCUGUCUGCCCUUCUCCUUUCAAAAUGAAGCCCAUAGGACUUCAGGAGAGACGGGGGUCCAAUGUAUCUCUUACAUUGGACAUGAGUAGCUUGGGGAAUGUUGAACCCUUUGUGGCUACCCCAACCCCACGGGAGACGGUGGCAAUGGAGUAUCUGCAGUCAGCCAGCCGAAUACUCACAAGAUCACAGCUGAGGGACGUCGUGGCAAGUUCACAUUUACUCCAAAGUGAAUUCAUGGAAAUACCAAUGAACUUUGUGGAUCCCAAAGAAAUUGACAUUCCCCGUCAUGGAACUAAAAAUCGCUAUAAGACCAUUUUGCCAAAUCCCCUCAGCAGAGUGUGUUUGAGACCAAAAAAUGUAACUGAUUCUUUGAGCACCUACAUUAAUGCUAAUUAUAUUCGGGGCUACAGUGGCAAAGAGAAAGCAUUCAUCGCCACCCAGGGCCCCAUGAUCAACACUGUGAAUGAUUUCUGGCAGAUGGUUUGGCAGGAAGACAGUCCCGUGAUUGUCAUGAUCACAAAACUCAAGGAAAAAAAUGAGAAAUGUGUGCUUUACUGGCCAGAAAAGAGAGGAAUAUAUGGGAAAGUUGAGGUUCUGGUCAUCAAUGUGAAUGAAUGUGACAACUACACUGUUCGAAACCUUGUCUUAAAGCAAGGAAGUCACACCCAGCAUGUGAAGCAUUACUGGUACACCUCAUGGCCCGAUCACAAGACUCCAGACAGUGCUCAACCUCUUCUACAGCUCAUGCUGGAUGUCGAAGAAGACAGACUUGCUUCCACCGGCCGGGGGCCUGUGGUCGUCCACUGCAGUGCAGGGAUAGGUAGAACGGGGUGUUUUAUUGCUACAUCCAUUGGCUGUCGACAGUUGAAAGAAGAAGGAGUUGUCGAUGCGCUAAGCAUUGUCUGCCAGCUUCGUGUGGACAGGGGCGGAAUGGUCCAAACUAGUGAGCAGUAUGAAUUCGUGCACCACGCUCUGUGCCUGUAUGAGAGCAGACUCUCGGCAGAAACUGUCCAGUGAUUCUCUGAAGAUUUACCAGACCCUCCAGCUCUAGGGGUAGUUAACCAAUUACCCACCCGAGGCUUCUAGAAGGAGCUUCCUGCCGUGGAAGGAAAGCGAAGUCCCGAAGCCGAGCUGUGGCACGGAUCAUGGAACAUGGCAACAAUUACAGAUCGGCAGCCCUUUGUGUAUACAAAUGCGUUUGUAAGCCUCCCCUAAAUUAUGCUGAAGGUCCUGUGCUGAGGGAGGUAUGAUAGACUUCUUCCACAGCUAAGGAGGAUUCUGUUUGUCCGUAUUGACUACCUGCCACACAGAAUGUAUGUUAUGAAAUCCUCAGUGACGUAUGUCAUCAGAUAACAACUGGAAGAGCUGCUGAAGACAUUAUUAUUGUGUGUUUAGAUGCUUUAAUGUUUGCAAAACCUGUCUUGUGAAUGGACUGUUAGCUGUUAAACUGUUCCUGUUUUAAGUGCUAUUACCUUUCUCAGUUACCAGAAUCUUGCCGUCAAGGUCACAAGUGAUUGAUAAUGGAUUUUUAACUAAUAAGUCCUUGUUUUUGGAAAAAAAAAA